AUGGGUGCACAUGAUGCUGGAUCUCCUCACCAGUUCACUGGAAUUCAGAGAUUCUUCAAUGCAUAUACUAUCAAAGGAAGAAGGAACUGUGUAUUAACAACAUACGCAGGUGUAGCCCUCAUUUUUUUGUAUUUUAAACUGAAGCCCAAGAAACAGACACCGUGUGUCUCAGCAAAGUAG
This is a messenger RNA of Protopterus annectens (West African lungfish), 180 nucleotides long. RefSeq names its product ATP synthase membrane subunit K, mitochondrial-like. The record is from RefSeq and is a predicted model, not a curated record. The coding region runs from base 1 to 180 and encodes 59 amino acids. The transcript has a single exon. NCBI's taxonomy places the organism in Eukaryota, Metazoa, Chordata, Ceratodontiformes, Protopteridae.